AUUGACUGUAGUGAAGUAACGUUCAGGUGUUUUUUACACUAGAAUUUUCUAAACGACAACAAUGUCUAACGGUGUGGAUUCCGAACUUCGUCCAAGAUUGUGCCAUAUCUUAAAAUGGCCUGAUUUUCAAGGUUAUGGUUUUAAUUUACAUGCCGAGAAAGGUAAAGCGGGACAAUUUAUAGGUAAAGUGGACGAAGAUUCACCUGCCAGUUCAGCCGGCCUAAAAAGUGGCGAUCGUAUCGUGGAGGUCAAUGGCGUAAAUAUCGGUAAUGAAAAUCAUCAGCAGGUUGUCAAAAGAGUUAAACAGGGAGGCGACCAAACUAAACUUUUGGUCGUGGAUGACGAGACCGAU
Molecule: messenger RNA, 352 nt
Organism: Lottia gigantea (owl limpet)
Lineage: Eukaryota; Metazoa; Mollusca; Gastropoda; Lottiidae
Exons: 1
Biological process (GO): protein localization to plasma membrane
Cellular component (GO): apical plasma membrane
Molecular function (GO): protein-membrane adaptor activity; protein binding
Source: RefSeq, a predicted model, not a curated record